CGGGGCUCCCCCGCGGGACCGGAGGAGCGAGAUGCCGGGGCCGGGGCAGCGCGCGGCCGGGGCCGACCCGAGGCGCUACUGGACCUCAGCGCCAAGCGAGUAGCCGAGAGCUGGGCCUUCGAACAGAGACUCCGGACCCACCUCUGCUUCUGAGACCCCCUGAGAUUGCACCCCCUAGAGCCCUAACACUGCCCGAAUCGCUCCCGCAUCCUCCGUGGCUGUUCUUCAGACCCUGGGACCACCCUCCUUCCCUUCGCCCCAUCCCCACCCCUCGGCGCCCCAGAUUCCCACGCGGGGCACUUCCUUCUCUGUCCCUGACCCCUGGGUCCUCCCGUAUCGCUAGGUACCUGGUGUUCCCACGGCACCCUCAUCUCCCAGUGAGGACGCCCCACUAAGACCUCACUCCUCUCUCAAACUCUUAGGAACAGCUCCCACUUUGGGAGCCCACAUUUCCCCAUUCCUGCCCUCCAUAUCCCCAGGUGGAGGACUUCCCAGGUCUCCAGAUCCCAGCUCAGGACACCCCCUUUCUGCCCUCCUAUCCCAGCCCUCAGGUCUACAGAACCCACCCAUCUUUGGGGUCCUCCUCCUCUCCAGAUCCUCCCUCCGGAGGCUGCCCAGCCCCUGGCAGCAGGGGUGGCUCAGGGGGUCUUCCCUUCCCCCACAUCUCACCUCCCCCUCCCCCCACCAAGCUAUCCCAGUGCUUCUGGGAGGGAGAGCCCAGGCAGAGCCUAGGAGGUACCUGUACAGGUACACCUGGAACCCCACAUCUGUGGCUUCUGGGGGGCUCCUUGAAGUCCUCUUUCUUGUCCUGGGUGUGGGCCCCAAGGAGCUGGAGAUGUGUCUGAGCCUCACUAAGCAAGUGCAGCCCCCACAGGCUCUGUCCUCUGACUGUGGGGGGCAUUCUCUGCUCCCAAGUCUGAUGGGUCCAAGACUGAUGGGUUCGGCCGAUUGUGCAUGGAGUAGGCUGAUUCACGGACCGGAAAAUCCCUCCUUAGUCAUCUGCCAACUGUCACUGGGCCAGUCACCGGCUCUCCCACUUCCCCUAGAAACCUACAUAGGACAGGGGCUAAGUCCCCUUUAUUGUGUGGGAGAUACACAGAAUAAUCCCCAAACCAUAUCUAGGGCUCCCGUGUGUGUACCUGCCGUGGAUAGGCCAGAUGCUAGAGGAGUUCUUUCACCCUUUGAGGAUUGUCAUCCUCACUUUGAAGGAACUGGGGCACAGAGAGGUUGGGAAACUUGCCCAAGGUCACCCAGCCUGUGAAUAGCAAACCCAGAUUGGAGGGCAGGCUCAACCAGCUGGUUUCAUUGCCUGGAGUCCACAGGGGUGGCCUGGGCACACCUCGAUUCCUGGGGGCCCUUCCCAGGGGAGGGGCUCAAAGAGGAAACGGAGGAAUGGAGCCAGCUUGGGGACCCUGAACAAACGAAGUCGCUGUGCGCCUGAGCCUCAGCUUCCCCUGGCUGUAAGACAAGGUGGAGGCUCAGUGUGGGCCAGGUGGUUGUGAGGUCAGGGAAGUCAGUCCCCAGGACAUUCCACACAGUGCACACUGAGAAAGUCACCCUUGAUCUUCAUUCUUAUCACUUUUAUGUCACUUCCUUCUGACCCCCCCCCAGUGCCUGGAAGUGGGAAAAUCUUAUGCCAGAACCCAGGGACCUGGAAUCCUGGAGGGAAUCUGUAGAAAGUUCUGGAAUGCUAAGGAUGGACCAGGCAUCAUUUUAAGUGCUUUACAUGCAUCAGUGCUGGGUGUGUUGGAUGGCUGUGGUUUCUCUGUCUCGUUUUGUUUGUACUGGGGUGAAACCCAGAGGCGAUUUACCCCUGAGCCACAUUCCCACAUUUUUUUUAUUUUUUGUGGUGCCCGGGGGUCAAACCGAGGGCCUCAGGCAUGCUCCCCAGCCCUUUUUAUUUUUUUAUUUUGAGAACAAGGUAGCGCUAAGUUGCUUAGGGCCUCAUUAAGUUGCUGAGGCUGGCUUUGAACUUGUGAUCCUCCUGCCUCAGCCUCCGGAGUUGCUGAGAUUACAGGCAUGCGCCACUGUGCCUGGCUCCCAGCCUAUUUUUUUAUUUUGAGACAGGGUCUGACUGAGUUGCUGAGGCUGGCCUCAAACUUGGAGAUCCUCCUGCCUCAGCCUCCUGAGUCACCAGGAUUGCUUCUUGCUGUGAAGCUCAGUUUUUUGUUUUUGUUCUUUAUUUUAAAGAUAUGGGGUCUCAGGCUGGGGAUGUAGUUCAGUUGGUAGAGUGCUUGCCUGACAUGCACAAGGCCCUGGGUUCUAAUCCCCAGCACCACCAAAAAAAAAAAAAAAAAAAGAGAGAGAGAGAAAUGGGGUCUCUCUGAUGCUCAGGCUGUUCCUGAACCCCUGAGCUCAAGCAGUCCUCUCUCUCCAGCUUCCUGAGUCGCUGCGACAACAGGCAACCUGGCUCACUUGAGCAUAUGUAUCUCAGGAGAUGGCUGCUGUUCACAUCCCGCUUUACACUGGGGAUGCUGAGGUUCAGGGAGGCCGAUGGCUUGCCCAGGCCGUGUGCGUGUGCCUCUUGUAAACAGCAGAGGGUUGUCCAGCAAGGGUUCCAGCUCGGCUUCUGACCCACCAGCCCUUCCUGCAGGUGGAGGAGCGCUUCUCCCGGGUACCGGAGCCGGUUCAGAAGCGCAUCGUCUUCUGGUCGUUUCCACGCAGUGAGCGGGAAAUAUGCAUGUACUCCUCGCUGGGCUACCAGCCCCCGGAGGGCGAGCAGGACGCCCGGGUGCCCUUCACCCGCGGGCUGCACCUGCUGCAGAGCGGGGCUGUCGACCGGGUGCUGCAAGUGGGAUUCCACCUGAGCGGGAACGUCAGGGAGCCCGGGGCCCCCGGGGAGCCGGAGCACCUCUACCACGUCUCCAUCAGCUUCGACCGCUGCAAGAUCACGUCCGUGAGCUGCGGCUGUGACAACCGAGACCUCUUCUACUGUGCCCACGUGGUGGCCCUGUCCCUGUACCGCAUCCGGCACGCGCGCCAGGUGGAGCUGCGGCUGCCCAUCUCCGAGACGCUGUCCCAGAUGAACCGGGACCAGCUGCAGAAGUUCGUGCAGUACCUCAUCAGCGCCCACCACACCGAAGUGCUUCCCACCGCCCAGCGCCUGGCCGACGAGAUCCUGCUGCUGGGCUCCGAGAUCAACCUGGUGCACGGUGCCCCCGACCCCACAGCAGGUGCGGGCAUCGAGGACGCCAACUGCUGGCACCUGGAUGAGGAGCAGAUCCAGGAGCAGGUGAAGCAGCUGCUGUCCAAUGGCGGCUACUACGGGGCCAGCCAGCAGCUGCGCUCCAUGUUCAGCAAGGUGCGGGAGAUGCUGCGGAUGAGGGACUCCAACGGGGCGCGCAUGCUCAUCCUCAUGACGGAGCAGUUCCUGCAAGACCCGCGCCUGGCCCUGUGGCGGCAGCAGGGCGCGGGCAUGACAGACAAGUGCCGGCAGCUGUGGGACGAGCUGGGGGCCCUCUGGGUCUGUGUCAUCCUGAGCCCCCACUGCAAACCAGAGGAGCGGGCGGGCUGGCUCCAGCUGCUUGGCACAUGGGACAAGCUGGACGUGUGCCCACUGGAAGAAGGCAACUACUCCUUCGAUGGCCCCAGCCUGCAGCCCACCAUGGCUCCCAGCCCAGGCUCCGAGGAACAGGACGAGGGGGAGGUGGCGGUCACAGGUUCCCGCCACACGGUAUUUGGCCGCGCCCUGCAGGCUGGAGACCUGCACUGGGAAGACCCUCACCUGCAGCGGAUCCUGGCCGGCGACUCCUACAGCCCCAGCCUCACAGGCACCGUGGGCGGUGAUAAGUCAGCCUUCGACCCUCAGGGCCGCCCACUCUGGCUGGGCGAGCCUUUUCCAACUGCUUGUGCCCGAGUGGACACCCUGCGUGCCCAUGGGUAUCCCCGCCAGGCCCUGCGGCUGGCCGGUGCCAUAAUCAACACGCUCCGGCUCCAGCGGCGGCAUCAGCUUGAGAGCUACAAGCAGCAGAAAAAAGAGUUGCUCCAGAAAGGGGCCACCUGCAUCACCAACCCCGAAGGCUGGGUGGGCCACCCCCUGGACCCCAUUGGCUGCCUCUGCAGGGCGCUCCUGGAGGCCUGUCGCCUGGAGGAGGAGACCCUCUCCCUUUACCCAGACUCAGGACCCGAGAAGCGGAAGGUGGCCUACCAGCACGUGCCAGUGCCCGGGAGCCCUGGGGAGUCCUACCUGGCGCUGGCACUAGAGGUGGCACUGCUGGGGCUGGGGCAGCAGCGGGCCCUGCCCGAGGGGUUGUACGCCCAGGACAAGGUGGUGCGCAACGAGGAGCAGCUGCUGGCGCUGCUGGAGGAGGUGGAUCUGGACGAGCGGCUGGUGCAGGUGCUGCGCAAGCAGGCGGGGCUGCUGCUGGAAGGAGGUCCCUUCAGUGGCUUUGGAGAAGUACUUUUCCGGGAAAGCGUGCCAAUGCACACCUGUGCCCGCUACCUGUUCACUGCGCUGCUGCCCCAUGACCCCGACCUGGCCUAUCGCCUGGCACUGCGAGCCAUGAGGCUGCCCGUGCUGGAGACGGCGCUUCCCGCUGGAGAACCCCAUCCCACCCCACUGGACUCCAUCCCGAGCAACCGCUUCCCCCGCUGGUUCAUCCUGGGCCACCUGGAGACCCGCCAGUGUGAACUGGCCUCCGCCAUGCUGACCGCAGCCAAGGGAGACCCCAAGUGGCUGCACGUUGUCCUGGGCUCCAUCCAGCAGAACAUUCACUCGCCCGCUCUGCUCUUCAAGCUGGCGCAGGACGCCUGUAAGACGGCCACCCCGGCCGGAGCGCCACCGGACUCCACGCUGCUCGGCAUCGCGCUGGAACUGGGCCUGCAGGUGAUGCGCAUGACUCUGAACACCAUGACCUGGCGGCGGAGGGAGAUGGUUCGCUGGCUGGUCAGCUGCGCCACAGAGAUUGGUCCCCAGGCGCUGAUGAACAUCAUGCAAAACUGGUACUCCUUAUUUACCCCCGUGGAGGCGGCCACCAUCGUGGCGGUGACCGGCACCACGCACGCCACGCUCAUGCGGCUGCAGCUGGACACGGCCCGGCGGGAGGAGCUCUGGGCCUGCGCGCGCACCCUGGCCCUGCAGUGCGCCAUGAAGGACCCGCAGAACUGCGCGCUGCCCGCCCUCACCCUGUGCGAGAAGAACCACGCGGCCUUCGAGGCGGCCUACCAGAUCGUGCUGGACGCAGCGGCCGGCGGUCUGGGCCACGCGCACCUCUUCACGGUGGCCCGCUACAUGGAGCACCGCGGCCUGCCGCUGCGCGCCUACAAGCUGGCGACGCUGGCCCUGGCGCAGCUCAGCAUCGCCUUCAACCAGGACAGCCACCCCGCCGUCAACGACGUGCUGUGGGCCUGCUCGCUCAGCCACUCGCUCGGCCGCCACGAGCUCUCCGCCAUCGUCCCCCUCAUCAUCCGCAGCAUUCACUGCGCCCCGAUGCUCUCCGACAUCCUGCGCCGCUGGACCCUCUCGGCGCCUGGUCUGGGUCCCCUCGGGGCCCGCCGGGCUGCCAAGCCCCUGGGCGCCGACCGGGCGCCACUGUGCCAGCUCCUGGACGCGGCCGUGGCCGCCUACAUCACCACCAGCCACUCGCGCCUCACGCACAUCAGCCCGCGGCAUUACGGCGACUUCAUCGAGUUCCUGGGCAAGGCCCGGGAGACCUUUCUGCUGGCGCCCGAUGGGCACCUUCAGUUCGCCCAAUUCUUGGAGAACCUCAAACAGACCUACAAGGGCAAGAAGAAGCUCAUGCUGUUGGUGCGUGAGCGGUUUGGCUGAGGGACGGUGCUUGGCAUGGGACUCCUGGGGACCCCUGGGCCCUGCCUCCCUGACUCUGGCGGGCCUGGGCACUGGAGGCCCAGGAGGGGUUCAGUAUUAGCCAGGGAAGGAGCCCUGCUGGACGCGGGCAGGAGGUGGCAUCCUGCCUGCGUGCGUGCCUAGGAGUGUGUGAACGUGUGUAAAGACCCGAGGAGCACAAGCCAUACUGCCACCCAGAAGCCUGGAAGGGGUGUGUGCUCGGGCAGCUGGCAUGGCAGCUGGCAUGACCCCACUGGGGCCCCCCACAAGCAAUAGGCAAGCUCCCUCCUCAAAACUCAAAGCCCUGGCGUGGGCUCCAGGAGAGGGGCCGGAAGGCAGGCCUUCCCAACUGGCACUCGGGCCCACCAGGCUGGCCAGGGGACUUUAUGAGGACACCUGAAUCCCCUCCUGUGCACCUUCCUUCCCCUCCCCCACUGCUCAGGGGCCCCCCUCCCCUGUCCUGUGCCCCCUCCCUACCCUGCCAGGACCAACGCCCCACUUCCACUGAAGGAUUUCAAGAGGUCUCAGGCCUCAGCCACAUACCUCACCCCCUUGUCCUCCUGUCUGGCCAGGACCCCAUUCCCUUGGGCACCAGGGUCCCAGGGUGGGCUGGGUGGGGGCCAUCGCUGCCCCUCCCUCCACCCACUAGUCACUGGACACAUGACUCAGGAACCAGGCGAGGCCCUUGUGCCCUCUCAACCUGGUGUUGGGGGAGAAAGGCAGGCAGCUUGGUGUCUUCAGCUGCUUGUCCCUCCCUGUCCCCCGUCUCCACCUCACCAUUCAGCCUGUUCUGUCUUCAUCUCUGUUAAGUCCCAGCUACUGUUUCUCCGGCCUCCCCUCCCCUCCCCUGCCUCAGCCCAGGGAGGAGCAGGGAGGACCACCGUCCCCCACACACACCCUCUUUUUUCCCUUCUUGUAUAGUAAGGAAAAAGAUCGUCAUUUUGUAACUUUUUCUAUUUAUUGAACCGUAUAUUGUACUCCCUUUCUUUUUUGUUUUGUUUUUCUCUAAAGAUGGAACACAGUUUCUUUUUAA
Messenger RNA from Marmota monax (woodchuck), 6818 nucleotides. It is a transcript of the gene Zswim4, whose product is annotated as zinc finger SWIM-type containing 4. NCBI's taxonomy places the organism in Eukaryota, Metazoa, Chordata, Mammalia, Rodentia, Sciuridae. The record is from RefSeq and is a predicted model, not a curated record. The transcript is spliced from 14 exons. Gene Ontology annotation, molecular function: zinc ion binding. Gene Ontology annotation, cellular component: Cul2-RING ubiquitin ligase complex. The coding region runs from base 2681 to 5767 and encodes 1028 amino acids.